UGGAAGCACUGCUCUGAAACAGUAAAAAAAAAAAAAAGGAAAACCCACAACACACCCCAACACAAAAGCUGUUAUCUUUGCUACACAGCUUCUUCUUGCUCUGUUCCAAUCUUCUGAUAAAGUAUGCGAAUUGUUCUGCUCAUUUCGCCUCUUUAGGCAGCGUUAUAAUCUCUCCACCAGUCUCAGGUUUGAAUAUUGAUUGGAUAAUUCGAAAAAGUUGGAACGUUUGGUGUUGUUUUCAUGGUGUCUAUGUAGAUGUUUUGAUAGCUAGCUUUCAUGGGUUCGCUAAGAUUGUCCAUUCCCGUGGACCAAUUUGAUUCAAAAAGGUUCCAUUUUCCGGCGAACCCAUAUCAGUUUCCUGAUCAAUUUCCAAUUUUCUCGAUAGCCAGUUGUAUUCACGCCACUAGAGCUUGUAUAAUUAGUUCUUUGAUCAGGGUUAAGCAAAUUAGAGUCUCUCGUCUCGAGACUGAAGCAAACGAAACCAACAAUGUCAUUGAUUCCCUUGACCAAAACGAUUCCGUACAUGGAGCUGCUGCUGUGGAGAGAAACCGAAGUCCAAAAUUGAAAAGUAGAAAGACGUUCAAGAGUGCAAAGAGAGGGAAAACGAAGGAUGUGGGUCUAAAGCUUAGUUUCAGAAGCGAAAGAAGUGAACUUGAACCGGAGAAUAUCUUUGUGGAAGGUAGGGAGUUGGAUGUUAACUACUCAGCUCUUAGGCCUGGGUUGAGUUUGGAGCAUUGUAAUGCUAUCUUGAAAAAACUGGAAAGAUGCAGUGAUAACAAUGCCUUGCAGUUUUUCGACUGGAUGAGGAGCAAUGGGAAAUUAGAAGGAAAUACGGGUGCUUAUAAUUUGAUUCUCCGAGUUUUGAGUAGGAGAGAAGAAUGGGACAGAGCCGAGGCCUUGAUCAAGGAAGCGUGUGGUUUUCAGGGCAGUGAGCAGAAUUUUCAGGUUUUCAACACAGUUUUAUAUGCGUGUUCUAAAAAGGGUCUUGUAAAUUUAGGUUCAAAGUGGUUUAGGAUGAUGUUGGAUCUUGGGGUUCAGCCAAAUGCGGCUACCCUUGGUAUGGUGAUGGGUCUUUAUCAGAAAAGUUGGAAUCUCGGAGAUGCAGAGUUUGCAUUUUCUCGUAUGAGAAUCCAUGGGAUAACAUGUGAAUCUGCUUAUUCAGCAAUGAUAACAAUUUACACACGUUUGCGGUUAUAUGAUAAAGCAGAGGACGUUAUUGACUUCAUGAGGGAAGAUGGAGUGAAGCUGAAUCUAGAGAAUUGGUUGGUGAUGCUUAAUGCUUAUAGCCAACAGGGCAAACUGGAGCAAGCUGAAUCUGUAUUGGCCUCCAUGGAAGCGGCAGGUUUUGCUCCAAAUAUCAUCGCAUACAAUACUUUAAUUACCGGUUGUGGGAAGAACUCUAAUGUGGCAGAUGCGAAUCGUAUAUUCCAGAAUCUCCAUGAUGUUGGGUUGGAGCCAGAUGAAACAAGUUACAGGUCAAUGAUUGAAGGGUGGGGACGAGCUGGAAAUUACAAGGAGGCGAAAUGGUACUACGAAGAACUCAAGAGGUUGGGGUAUAAACCCAAUUCAUCAAACCUUUACACAUUGAUCAACUUACAAGCUAAGUAUGGAGACAAAGAUGGUGCUAUUAGGACAGUUGAAGAUAUGAUACGCAUUGGAUGCCAACUUUCCUCGAUUCUUGGGAUCCUUCUGCAGGCUUAUGAGAAGGUUGGAAAGAUCGAUGAUGUGCCUUGUGUUCUCACUGGCUCUUUUCUUAAUCAUAUCCGUGUAAACCAUACUUCUUUCUCGAUGCUGGUUAUGGUUUAUAUCAAACAUGCUAUGGUCGAUGAUUGCUUGGCAUUGUUGCGAGAGAAAGAGUGGAGAGACCCGGCGUUUGAGGCCCACUUGUAUCAUUUGUUGAUCUGCUCGUGCAAAGAGUUCGGUCAACUUGACGAUGCUGUGAAGAUAUACAACCAGACGAAGGAUUCUGAGGACAAGAUUAAUCUGCACAUCACAUCCACAAUGAUCGACAUUUACACUAUCAUGGGUGAAUUUGGUGAAGCAGAGAAGCUGUAUUUAAAGAUGAAAUCUUCUGAAGUUAUCUUGGACAGGAUUGCCUUCAGUAUUGUGGUUCGGAUGUAUUUGAAAGCGGGUUCCUUGGAAGAUGCAUGCUCUGUUCUCGAGAUCAUGGAAGAGAAGCACAAGGACAUUGUUCCAGAUGUUUAUUUGUUCCGUGAUAUGCUUCGGAUAUAUCAAAAGUGUGGCCUGCAGGAUAAACUCGAGCAUCUGUACUACAAAAUCCGGAAGAGUGGAGUUCUCAAACCUUGCAGGAUUAAAUCCCUUAGUAAAAAUAUCUGCAAUCUGAUUUUCGGUCCUGCAAUAAACCACCUUGAUUUCUCCUUCUUGCUGAACUUCUCUCAGAUAGAAGAAUUUAACCUUAAAAUGCUUAGUCCUUCCAUGAAAGACUGCAUUUUGUGA
Molecule: messenger RNA, 2457 nt
Organism: Tarenaya hassleriana
Lineage: Eukaryota; Viridiplantae; Streptophyta; Magnoliopsida; Brassicales; Cleomaceae
Product: pentatricopeptide repeat-containing protein At4g30825, chloroplastic-like
Exons: 2
Coding region: 277-2457 (726 amino acids)
Molecular function (GO): protein binding
Source: RefSeq, a predicted model, not a curated record